Molecule: messenger RNA, 1095 nt
Organism: Helianthus annuus (common sunflower)
Lineage: Eukaryota; Viridiplantae; Streptophyta; Magnoliopsida; Asterales; Asteraceae
Product: probable 2-oxoglutarate-dependent dioxygenase AOP1
Exons: 3
Coding region: 24-965 (313 amino acids)
Molecular function (GO): dioxygenase activity
Source: RefSeq, a predicted model, not a curated record
CAAAAAAGAUAUCUUGUGAAAUAAUGGGUUCCUUAAAGAAACCAAACCUUCCUGUUAUUGAAUUCUCUGUUAAACAUUUAGACACUGCUUCAAGUUCUUGGUUCACAAAGCGCGUUGAGGUUACACGCGCACUUGAAGAAUACGGGUGUUUCAUAGCCACAUAUGAAGGAGUGUCCCAAGAACUACAUGAUGCAAUUUUCCUUGCAUCACAAGAGUUAUUUGAUCUUCCUACUGAAGUUAAAGUUUUGAACACUUCAGAUACACCAUCGCAUGGUUAUGUCGGGCAAAUACCUGUUAUUCCUCUUUAUGAAGGCUUAGGCAUUGAAGAUUCAACCACUACACAUGGAGUUGAAAGAUUCACAAAACUCAUGUGGCCCUCUGGAAAAGAUAGUUUCAGUGAAAGUGUGUUAAAGUACACAAAGGCUGUAGCGGAACUGGAUCAGAUAGUGAUGAGAAUGGUGGCUACAAACUAUGGAAUAGAGGAACACUAUGAAUCGCUCCUCGGGUCAACAACUUAUCUUCUAAAACUCAUAAAAUACAUAAGUCCUCAAGGGGAUGACAGAAAUAUGGGAAUUGUUCCACACACAGAUAAGACUUUCAUGUCCAUUCUUCACCAAAAUGAAGUAAAGGGUUUGGAGAUCAAGACAAAGGAUGGGGAGUGGAUUGAAGUUCAUCCUUCACCAUCAUCUUUUAUAGUCAUGGCAGGGGAUGCUUGCAUGGCAUGGACAAAUGGAAGGAUCGAGCCAUCGUGUCACAGGGUGAUGAUGCAAGGGAACACGGAUAGAUAUUCGCUAGGGCUAUUUACAUUUAUCCGUGAUCUCAAAGUAGAGGCACCUCAAGAACUUGUUGAUGAAAACCACCCUCUACAAUUUAAGGCAUUUGAUCACUACAAAUAUCUUCAUUACCAUGCCUCAGCUGAAGGAAGGAGAUCAAAGUUCCCCCUCAAAUCCUACUGUGGAAUUUGAAACACUCUUCCCAGCCCACUGUUUAGUUAUUAUUUCUAUGUAUGCUUUUAAUUUUGCUUUUGUUUCUCAUUUCCCUUUGUCCACCAAGUAUGAAUUAAUGCAUAAAAGUUGUGUGGGGUUUUUAAGAACA